Messenger RNA from Lytechinus variegatus (green sea urchin), 1883 nucleotides. RefSeq names its product cystine/glutamate transporter-like. Gene Ontology annotation, cellular component: membrane. The coding region runs from base 163 to 1665 and encodes 500 amino acids. The transcript has 12 exons. Gene Ontology annotation, molecular function: L-amino acid transmembrane transporter activity. Gene Ontology annotation, biological process: amino acid transmembrane transport. Lineage: Eukaryota; Metazoa; Echinodermata; Echinoidea; Temnopleuroida; Toxopneustidae. The record is from RefSeq and is a predicted model, not a curated record.
GUUUUUCAUUUUAACUUGUACUUGAUCCUUUUUUGCUUGAUGUCAUGUAUAUGACGGAUGAUCGGCCAUUAUGAACUAAAAUCAUUAUAGCAGUUUGUUCGAAUAGGAAAGCAACGGGGGCCUAAUUGCUUCGAUUAAUAAGAAAAAAAACACUACGAUCGAAUGUCGGUUUCCUCGCGAACGUCCAUCAAUCCGCCAGAGUCAGAAGAUGGCGACUCAAUUACUGGCGGUUCAAGGGAGGACGGUGAUUCCACUGAUUCUAAAGUCGCAAUUCCAAGGCAUCUUGGUCUAUGGGGCUGUGUGUGGCAUACGAUCGGAAACAUCAUCGGGACGGGCAUCUUCAUCUCGCCCUCUGGCAUCUUGAGAGGAACCGGUGGAUCGGUGGGGCUGGCACUGAUCUUCUGGCCAGUUUGUGGUCUAAUUCAGACCUGUGGCAGCUUCGUGUAUGCCGAACUUGCCGUCAUGAUAAAGAAGUCCGGAGGAGAACUGACUUUCCUCCAUGAUGCCUACGGUCCGGCCAUCGCCUUCCUCAAGCUCUGGAUCAUCGUCUUCUUCUUGACCGCUGGUUCGGCCAUCACGGCCAUCAUCAUCCCUGAAUACAUGCUUACCCCUUUCUUCCCCUGCUCGGAUCCGCCCAUCCUUGCCGUCAGAUUCAUGGGCAUCUGCGUCGUAUUGUUCUUAGUUGGGAUAAACUGCGUGAGUGUCCAGGGACCAACCCGCUUUGCUGGUUUCUUCACAAUCACGAAGACCAUUGGACUUAUUAUAAUCAUCACCAGCGGCAUGUAUAACUUAGCUACUGGCCAUACAACUUACUUAGCAAAUGGUUUCAGCACCGGCACUCCAAGUCUAAAGCUCUUACCUAUUGCAUUCUACGCAGGGACUUUUGCCUACGGAGGAUGGGAUGUUGUGGCUGCUUUGACGGAAGAAAUAAAACAACCAAAAAGGAACAUCCCUCUUAGUUUAGUAAUCUCUAUGACAAUCAUUAUCAUCGUCUAUGUGUUAACCAACGUCGCUUACUUCACACUUCUUUCACCCGAAGAAGUGCUUAACUCUCCAGCAAUUGCCGCGGACUACAGCGUAAAAGCGUUGGGUAGGUGGUCUUGGCUCAUUUGGUUCUUUGUUUCUAUGUCAGCUAUGGGUGCUCUCAAUUCAACCAUCUAUAAACGUGGAAGGCAACUCUUCGCCUUGGCACGAGAGGGCGUGCUACCUGAAAUCGCUGCAAUGCUCAACGUCAACUACCUCACCCCUAUCCCAGCGACCUUCGUCACCCUCAUCGGGCUCAUCUACCUAAUCGAAGAGGACAUCUUCAGCAUCAUCGCCUACGUCGGUUUCGUUGAAAACAUCUUUGAUACGAUGACGGUGGCGAUAUUGCCCUAUUAUCGAUGGAAGUACCCCAACCGGGAAAGAGAAUUCAAAUGCCCCUUGGUAUUGGCUAUUAUCUACAUGUGUGGCCAAGUCUUGGUUGCUGUCCUUGCGUUCUACUUGGAUCCCGUGAAGAAAUCUAUCGGUCUUGCCGUCGUACUCACCGGGCUUCCGUUUUACUUCGCCUUCUACCACCCGCGGUACAAACUCAAACAAGAAUGGGUCAAGAAAAGUUCAGUGAAACUGACAAGAUUUUUACAGAAGCUGUUCAACUGCGUCCAUCAAGAGAAAAGGACCUUUUAAAAAAAACCGAAAUUCAACUUUCCUUAUGUUUUUUGUAAUGAAGUAAAAGUAUUAGAUUGCUUUCUACAGGAACUACAUUUAUAGGCUCCUGUUUUACACAAGUAAACCUUUUUUUGCAGAAGCAUUAUUGCAGUUAUUACACUUCAUAAUUCCGAAGGUUCGUAAUUCCGAAGGUCCUUUAUUCCGAAGGUUCUUAAUUCCGAAACACGUAAAUUGCC